AUGACAAUUUUAUAUACAGAUAAACUUUACCUUCCUUUUUCAGCAGGUCCAAGGAAUUGCAUAGGAUAGCAUAUGGCAUUGAUGGAGGCAAAAAUAAUUCUGUCUCAUUUAAAAAUAGUUUAUUAUAUAGCCCAAUGA
Messenger RNA from Paramecium pentaurelia, 138 nucleotides. The record is from the annotation of a GenBank genome assembly. NCBI's taxonomy places the organism in Eukaryota, Ciliophora, Oligohymenophorea, Peniculida, Parameciidae.